AUGGAUUAUUCCCACUUCGCCCCGCAUCCGGCCCAGCCUUACUCGACAUUAUACGGGUUGCCCACGCCUGAUCAACCACCUCAGCAGCAACCCGAAGAUGUCCUCCAGGAUCCAUAUGCCAUGGUAUGCACGAUUCAACUUUCCUUUGGGAUGUCGUGCGGUGCAGUCUCUGAUCCUCCUCUCCAGCAGGGCGCUUACAGCCAAUACUAUCCCGGUUUCGAUCCAUCAUUUCGGAUUGACCCGUCCGCGUCGUUUGUGCCGCCGCCGCACUCGCCUCCCGACUCGUGUACGAAGCAGUCCGUGUCAAGCAAUGACGUGCACAAUCACACCAAACUGGAGCCAGCGUCUGUCGACGAAGAUGAUGGCCAGUAUCACGACCCGACCGUGCGAAGUAGCAGUGAAGAGAAGGAGUCGCUGACUCCGGCGCAAAGCAAGCGCAAGGCUCAAAAUCGCGCAGCUCAACGAGCCUUUCGCGAGCGCAAAGAGCGCCACGUCAAAGACCUGGAAGACAAGGUGACCACUUUGGAACAGUCAUCCUCCACCCUGCAAGCAGACAAUGAGCGAUUAAAGCGCGAGCUUGCCAAAUACGCAACUGAGAAUGAGAUUCUACGAGCGACAUCACAUUCUUUAAACGGCAGCAGCAAAGGAGGUCCUGCUCCGGCCGUCACGGGGCCCAUGACAUAUUCCCCAACAGACUUUUAUUCCACUCUAGUGCCUGGAUCCGGAGGCUCGGUGCAGAUUCCUCAGGGCCAGCACCGCGCCACAACAUGUCCGAUCACCGGCGAGCGGCUCCUGGACGCAGGUGCGACGUGGGAUCUGAUUCAAAACCACGAGCUGUUCAAGCGUGGACAGGUCAACAUCGGCGAUGUGGCUGAGCGGUUGAGAAACAGUGCCCAGUGCAAUGGGCAGGGCCCCGCGUUCAAGGAGACUCUCAUCCUGAAGGCGAUUGAGGAGAGCGCGGCUGACCGGGAUGAAUUGAUCUAA
Molecule: messenger RNA, 984 nt
Organism: Penicillium oxalicum
Lineage: Eukaryota; Fungi; Ascomycota; Eurotiomycetes; Eurotiales; Aspergillaceae
Gene: rsmA
Product: putative bZIP transcription factor (Fcr3)
Exons: 2
Coding region: 1-984 (327 amino acids)
Cellular component (GO): RNA polymerase II transcription regulator complex
Molecular function (GO): DNA-binding transcription activator activity, RNA polymerase II-specific; transcription cis-regulatory region binding
Source: RefSeq, a predicted model, not a curated record